Drosophila innubila is the source of this 1549-nucleotide messenger RNA. RefSeq lists its product as uncharacterized. The record is from RefSeq and is a predicted model, not a curated record. NCBI's taxonomy places the organism in Eukaryota, Metazoa, Arthropoda, Insecta, Diptera, Drosophilidae. The coding region runs from base 193 to 1347 and encodes 384 amino acids. The transcript has 2 exons.
AGAAAAGUUCGAACGUUUCGAUACAACUUAUUUUGUGGCUUGAAUUGUUUUUAGUUUGUGUCAUCGGUUUUAAUAUUCACUUUACAUUUUAUAUGGAGUUGAUAGAAAAAACUUAACUAAAGUAAACCCAAGCAACCGUUGCACACACUCGGAAAAUAGGACUUGUCUGACAAACAUACAGUACAUAACAAUAUGGGAAUCGCCGAUGCAGACAAAGCCGCAACUGGAGAGACUUUGGAUGUGAAGGGACAAAAGGCACGCCAACGUGCAUUCUUGAAACGCCGCUCAUCGCAGUUUGGCAACGGGCACUUACAAAGCAGCUGGAAUAUGUGCACGGAUUUGCAGCGUCAGUGGUCGCGUCGCCGGCUGCGUCGCCUCUUGUCCACAGGCAGGCCGACAGUCAAGAUGCCAAAACAACCAUCGGAUCUGAAGCAGCGCAGCUGGUCGUUCUUCUGGUACACACUGUUGCCCAUGCUCUUAGUGUUGUGCCUCAGCUGCUGCAUUACGAUGUACCAGAAUGGUGAUGUCGUCUCCAGUUUCAUGCAGCGUUAUAUGAACCAAUAUCGAGCCAUAGUGAACAACAAGCUGAACUACUGUGAUCGCACAAUGCCAUUGCACGAGAUCUUUGAUACCAUUCGUGCCGAUGUGCUUGGUCAGGAGUCGGCACUUAACCAGCUGGAGCAGGCCAUGGGCAACCAGAGCUCAUUUCAGUCCAUUGCAUUGGUGGGCUCAUCUGGACUUGGCAAAAGUCUGACCAUGCGCCUGCUGUACGAUUUGUAUCCAUGGAAAGAGAACGUCCGCAGCAUUUUCUGGAACGACUUUGAGCUGAAUAGCGACAAGGCACGCUACAAAUCAGUGUCUUCCAUGCUGCGCAACUUGGCACAUUGCGGCCGCAAUCUGUUUAUCAUUGACAACUUGACACCGUGCGAUAAGGAUUAUGUUUCAUCCAUAAAUGCAUUGCUACUGUCUCGCUCUGACAUCGCCCUGGGCAGCAAUGACGUGGAUCUGAAACAGCUGACAAUCAUCUAUGUUUUCAAUCUCAAUCGUUUGCUCGACGAUGAGCUCUAUGACCGGCAGGUCGAAGUUCUGCAACAACUACCACAAACCACUGUAAUAAACUAUCGCAAUUUUGAUGUCCAGGAUCUGGAGAAGUGCGUGCGCCAUGAGGCAAAGGUUGUGGACAUGUACUUGGACGAGAAACACGUGCAGGAAAUGCUUAAUUCAACCGACUUCAGAGUUUCCGGCUGCAAAACUGUUCGUUCCAAAGUUCUCAUUUAUGCGCGUCCGGAUCCAAUUGAUAAGGAGGAACACAAUCAGGCGAAUGACACUCGAACCAAGACUAACUAAACCAAAGACAUGCAUAAUAUUGCUGAUAAGCAUUAGGCAAAUUAUAAUUUUUUUUUUCUUCAUCGGUAUUUAAGAUUUACUAACAAAAAGCAAGAUUUUACUUCUCGUGGGGGGAAGCGGACCGUUAAGAUCCUGUGAAAUUCAAUUCAUAGUAUGAUUUAACCAUUGAAGCAACACUAUUAAACGUUUAUGUAAUACUCUA